Molecule: messenger RNA, 2385 nt
Organism: Odocoileus virginianus texanus
Lineage: Eukaryota; Metazoa; Chordata; Mammalia; Artiodactyla; Cervidae
Product: apolipoprotein L3-like
Biological process (GO): lipoprotein metabolic process; lipid transport
Cellular component (GO): extracellular region; membrane
Molecular function (GO): lipid binding
Source: RefSeq, a predicted model, not a curated record
CUCAGACGAGUUGCUGGGACCGGAAGGCACUAGUUCUGUGCCUGUUCGAUGCAGCAGGUGUCCCUGGCAGAAGGACCUGCAUGAACAAACCCUAGAAGCCACGUGGAUGUGACCCUCAUCAGCAGCAGUAUGACCAGUAUGUGAUGAGGAGCUGGUGUGUUCUGGAACUGUGUACGUGCUGGUGGCAGGAGGGUGAAUAAAGCAGGCAGGCUGAGACACCCAGAAGGCAGCUGCAUUUGCAUAGCUGAGAAAAACUGGAUCUUGUUCACAUUCAGCCAGAGGAAGUCUCCUGGGGUGAAGCCACACCUCCUUCCAGCCUGACAGAAACAAGGAGCUGAAGGGAGAUCUCUGAGACCCUGCUGCUGCCACCAUGAGCUCAGAAAACCUUGGAAAAUGCUCAGAUAUUGAGAUCUUUUUUGAGGAUGUUGUUGAGUGUCUCUGGGACAUACUGAGCAGGGAGGAACUGCUUCUCCUGCUGACUGAAUUCCUGAGGAAAAUUGAGGCGAAGGCUGGUUUGUCCAGGAAAGACGAGGCUGCACUACACAAAUAUCUAAAUGAAUUGAAAGGAGACUUGAUAGAGAAGGACCAGGAAACGCUCACAAAAGAGGAGCUGGACAAGAGGAGGUUUCUGAAGAAGUUUCCUCGGGUGAAGCAGCAGCUGGAGGAGCGCAUAGGAAAGCUCCACGAGCUCGCAGACAAAGUUGACAAGGACCACAAGGAGUCUACCAUCUCCAAAGUGAUGGCCCACACCACUGGCGUUGCAUCUGGCACCCUGACCCUCCUUGGCCUGGCUCUGGCACCUGUGAUGGGGGGCGGCAGUCUGGCACUCUCGGCCGCUGGGUUAGGACUGGGAGCAACAGCUGCUGUGGCAACUGUGUCCACCAGCUACAAGGAACGUGUAAGCAGGUCAGCAGCCGAAACUGAAGCCAAUAGCCUGAUGGCAACUGGCGUCAAGAAAUGGAAGAUGCUCCUAAAGGUACUCAGGAGCAACUCCCGACUUAGAUCAACAGAGAAAUUGGCAAAAGCUGUGCUACACAUUCAAAAAAAUAUACGUGCCAUGGAAACAGGCAAAGACAACCCUGAAUUUGCAACCAAUGUAAGCGACUACUUGGGCCCUGGGAAAAUCAUAGUCCCAGGCACCCGGCUGGUAAAUAAGGCCUGUUCCAUGGUAAAUAAAGCCAUUACCAUGGCUCCAGCAGCUGUCACAGGAGCCCGGAUUGUGGGUGCAGCUACCGCAGGUGUCUUUCUCCUGGUGGAUGUGGGCUUCCUAGUGAGGGAGUCAAUGCACUUGCAUGAUGGUGCAAGGGCAGAGUCUGCUGAAAGCCUGAGGCAGCGGGCCAGGGAGCUGGAGAGGAAUUUGCAGGAGCUCAACAAUAUGUAUGAACUUCUGCAAUAGGACCUGACUCAGCCACCCCCAGAGCAGUGCAUGGAUCAGGAUACACAUGGGUCAAGGUGCAGAGAUACCUUGUUAGAGAAAAAAAAGAGAGGGAGAGAAAAUUUUUGGAGCUGAGUAUCAGGAAUUUGGGGUUUCUGCAGCUGAACACAGCAGGCGAGGGAUGGAUGUUGGUGACGGCUCAGGGAGAGUGAAGGAAGGAACCUGGAGCCUGGAUUGAGGGAAGAGGGGGAACUAGAGAAGGGUUGGGGGUGGGGGGAGAGAAACCACUUUUUCCCUUCAUACUAUGAAAUUUUACUUUGUUUUGAGGAAUAGCCGAUUAACAAUGUUGUGAAACAAAACAGUUUCAAGUGAACAGUGAAGGGACUCAGCCAUAUAUCUACAUGUAUCCAUUCUCCCCCCAAUCCCCCUCCCAUCAGAAACCACUUAUUUUGAACUAAAGAAGUCACUGGGGGCAGCAUAAAGGGAGAGGCAGGGGAACUAGCAAUGAAAGACCAGGAACAUGAAUAGGUUGAAAAUGAGAGAAAGUCAAAGAGCUAGGAUUGUUGGAAUCCAGGAGAAGUAGCAGGGGCUCCACUAGCACACUCACCAAGGUCUGAUGCCCCAGCAAGAAGAGUCUCCCCCUGUUGGUGGUCUCUAGCCCUACUUCUCCAGCAUCAGCUCACCUUUGAUCCCAGCAGCUUAUCUUAAUUAGCUAGUGACUUCUUUUGCUUGCUUGUUUCUUUAAUGGAAGUACAGUUGAUUUACAAUAUUGUAUUAGUUUCAGAUAUACAGCAAAAUGUUUCAAUUAUCGCGUAUUAUGUAUAUAUCUGUUCUUUUUAAUUUUUUCAUUACAGAUUAUUACAAGGUACUGAAUGUUUUCCCCUGUACUAUACAUUAAGUUCUUGGGGUUUUUUUUUAAUCUAUUUAUGUACAGUAAUAUGCGUCUUUUAAUCCCACACUCCUAAUUUACCCCUCUGCCCCUUUGGUAACAAUAAAUUUGUUUUCUGUGA